AAAUUUUCACGCUAAAGUAGUAUUCUAGGCCGUAGGGCUGAAUGAUCGCGUAUUCGCUGCAUAAUUCAGCCCAUGGGAGCGUUCUAAUUAAUUGGUCGCGAAGCCGAGCUGAACCGCUUCGUCUCCUGUCUCGGAACCGAUGCCCGUGCCCCUUAUGAAUUAAGAUCUGAUGAGCCGACAGCCGUCUCUAUGUCACGAUAGGACUCCUGAUGUCACGCUGGUAAUCCUUAUAUUCGUCACUGAUUCGGGUAGCUUAAGUUGUUACUGACUGUUUUCUAAAAUACGGUGAAAGAAGGAUUCUAGAUCUCAGCUGAUCCAUUGAGUUAGGUACAACAGCAAGCUAUUCGGUAUCAUCUACGAAGUCCAGGCUGAUAAUUUGUUGGUCUUCGGGGAUCAAUCCUUCGCAAUUUCCACCGUAAGCUCACCGGGGCUAUCACGGGAAUCACUUCCAGGAUGCUAUUCGUCCCCUAGGAAAAAGCAAGCUUUGGCUCAAUUAUGAUGGCUUGGACAUCCAAGUGACACCUAAACAGAUAGUCAGCCACAGGAACUAGUAUCUAUCUGUAAGCUGAAAAGAGCUGCGCCAAGAAAAUAUAUAAACACUAGCACCUCGUCGACGGACAGACAAGAUGCAAUACGACACAAGCCAAGCUUUCGGACAACUACCGACAUCAUCACCUUGACCCCAGACUCUACUUGCCAGAUUAUAUCCACCUAUCCAAGCAACUCAUAAUGCAGUUCAUCGCGUAUAUCGCCCUUGCCGGUGCCGCCUUGCUAAACGGAGCCAAUGCUGCUCCCGCCGAACCGACUACACUACCAGGGCACAUAGUCUGCACCAGUGUCACGACCAUCACAACCACUGUUCCCCCGGUCGGAGUCUGCCACCCGGUGUGCGUCCCGCCAACUAGAACCUGCAGCUCCGGCGAGCCUACCGCUCCUCCUCUGCCUAUCGUCACGACUAGCACCCUCCCUCACUGUACCCAGGAGGUUGUGGUCCACGGCCAGUGCGGCGAAUGUGCUACCUGCCUGCCUGCCUCGACCCCAACUCCUCUGGCUUGAGUUUCGCCAAACUACCUAGACGGGUGGCGAUGUAGUUUAGCAGCAAGUUUUAGAAAGGCUUCAUGGUAAAGCCAUUGUUUAAAUUGGGAUAUAUCUUAUGGAAAGAUUUUUGCAUGCAAUAGAGUUCGAACUUCACAGCAUACAUGCAUACCUGCGCUGGGUACAUAGGUACAUACAUAGUAUAGGAGGAAAACACACGGGAAAGUACUUAGCUCUUAACUUUUAUUAAUUCACUCUUUUCAUUCCUACUCGAAGUCCUGUUUGUAUACCUCAUUUCAACCGGCUCAAAAUUGUGCCUAGGAUCUCUAGAAGACGAAAUAGCAAAUGGGAUUGGCUCAUAUGUCUUCUCCUAGUUAUUGUUGACUAUUAAC
Molecule: messenger RNA, 1427 nt
Organism: Daldinia caldariorum
Lineage: Eukaryota; Fungi; Ascomycota; Sordariomycetes; Xylariales; Hypoxylaceae
Exons: 2
Coding region: 730-1056 (108 amino acids)
Source: RefSeq, a predicted model, not a curated record